AUGUCCACAUCCACCUCCACCUCGAAUGCUACCCCCUUAAAUCCUAGAAUUAAGCUUAAUCCAUCUGGAGCUACUGGUUCUGGUCAACGGACAUAUACUGGCAAACAUCCUCCCCCUGGUCAUAGCAGUCGCUCCAAUGGUUCUGGCACGAACGCGCGACCCCCGCCAUUGCCGUCUCCUACCCCUACGGUCUCUGGCGGGAAUGCUGUGAAUGGGGGAGGGGUUAAUGGUGUGAAUACAAACUCUGCCGGGACUCGGAUAUCGGAACGACGGAGGACCAAUAAGGCUGGAGGCCCCGGAAAGCUGAAAGGAGGAAAUAUUGAUGGUCGGGCGAAGGGGGCCGGUGGAGGUAAUGAGCCGGAGAGUGCUCCCCGGCCGACAAAGGUAGGAACAUCUUGCAGAUAUAUAGGCGGUAUUUUGUGUGGAGCGAUUCUAGUUAGUGUUUUGAAUUUGCUGAUUAUGAGCUUGGGCUAGAAACUUCCGACAAAACCAUACGUGAAUACAACAUCCGUAAUCCUCCAGAAGUAUCAAGGCCAGCCUCCGAGUAUAGUUUUACAUUUACAUCCUCAGCACUUCCGCUUCGAUGGCCAGGACGGUGGAUUUGGUUAUGCGAGCCCAAUGAGGGUAUGGUACAUCUCUUUCACUGCGUUGAGAUUUUUCUCUCGUCUUCGGCAGAAAUUCUUCCGAAAGACAUUGGGGUUAACUGUCGUGUUUGUCCUAACCUAGGUAAUACUGGAAUGCCUACGGUCUGAGAUAAUACCGCACGAAGUAGUCGAAGAGUUUAGAGAUGCCGGAACAAAGUUCUACGAUGGUAGGUCUUGGGUCAUAUAUAGUUGGCCGGUACACGGUUAACGGACCAUACCAGGCUGCUUGAUUGUGCAAAUACAUGAUCAUCGUUCCACCUCAACGGCAUCUUCUUCGAAGGCAAAUGAUAAUAAGGCCAUUCCGCAUUCGAUUCAUAACUAUAGUGAAUCCCUCACCCCGUCCCCUUUUGUCCCCUUUCCUAAGGAGAAGCUUGAACGCGGUGCGGCCGGCGGACACCCUACGGCAUCGCAGGGGCAGGCGGUCGGGAGUGACAAAAAAGAUGCCUCUCUCCCUUCGGAGGCUAAGGCUAAGGAUAAGGAAAAAGACCCGAAGACGGAAAAAAAAAUUAGGAUCUUCACCACGGUUCUCCAUCCCACGCAAUUGACCUUGCACGCAGAUAUGGCUGUUAUGGCGUCAACACCGGUUCCAUCACGGCUGAAUUCGUAUUCGCGGCCGCAGCAGUCAAGUUCUACACUUGCUACGCCGACAUCCGCUUCCAUGCCCAUACCACCUACACCAACCGGGUUGACUAUCAACACAUCUCCUGGAUGUCUGAGCACAAAGACAAUACUCAAUGAUAGGACUGCCCUGAGUUUUGAGGCGGCUGCCCUAUUAGCUACAUCGCCAGCUUUGGUCCUUACCCCCGCCAAGGAUCCUGAGCAUGCACAAGCGAUUCUCCGCGCGCUCAGGAAUCCUCAUAACUCAUUUCCCAUGCCCCCCCCCCAAGUCCCGGAAGAGGACGACAGCUGAGCUUGCAGCAGAUGAGGCGCAGGCUGUCCAGGAAGAAAGGCUACUCCUGAUUAUGGAUGAGCGCCACUCGGGACAUACUUCUUUGGCCCCGGAGUCAGCCGUUGGUGAUGGAGCUAAUGUUGGUAACGGGUUUGAGCCUGACUUUAAGAAGUUCAAAUUGAUCGAGAGCAUUAGGACUCGGUUAGAUGAGGAAAGAAGAGUAAAGAUGAUCGAGAAGGAAAGACUCCAGCGGCAGGAGCUUGAGCAACGCAGGAAGCGGGAAGAGCUUGAGGCUACCCGGAGGUUGGCUGCAAGCCGAGCUUCUCAGCAUGGCAGUCCCGUGUUGGCACAGGGGUCUGCUGUUGGUGCCGCAACAACUGCAACCCAAGUAAGCGGAACUACCGCCACUGCCCGUCCUGGAAGUUCUGGAUCGGUACAAAGCCAGUCAGGACAACCGGUUAACAACCUGAGGCUACAAUCGCAGCAGCACUUGCAGCGUCCGCAGGCACAGCAGCAGCAGCAACAAGUUCAGCAGCAGCAACAGGCCCAAGCUCAAGCGCAGCAGCAGCAAGCUCAGCAGACCCAACAAGCUCAACAAGCACAGCAGGCCCAGCAAACGCAGCAGCAAGCGCAACAGCAGCAAGCGCAACAGGCCCAGCAAGCGCAGCAACAAGCGCAGCAACAACAGGCCCAGCAGGCUCAACAGCAAGCGCAACAGCAAGCUCAACAGCAGGCUCAACAGCAGGCUCAACAGCAGGCUCAACAGCAGGCCCAACAACAGCAGGUGCAGCAAGCACACCUUGGCGGUCAACAGCAGCAAAACGUUCAGCACACCGGCCAGCAGCAGAUUAGUAUGGCCCAACAGUCGCAAUUGCAGCAUCAUGCUAUGUCACAACCAGGCGCGAACACUGCGGUUCCGGUGACUGCAGCUCAAUAUAAUCAUGUGCAACAACAACAACAACAGCGGAUACUGUCUCAACAGCACGCCCAGCAGAAUAGCCAGUCGCCAAGACCACACCACCAGUCACCACAUCUUACCCAGCAAUCACCGCAUCUCACUCAACAGUCACCACACCUUACCCAACAAUCCCCCCAUCUUCAGCAUAGCUCGCCACGCACAUUCCAACAGCAACAGAUGCUUCAGAUGCAGCAACUUCAGCACCAACAACAGCAACAGCUUGCGCCCCAACAUCUUCAGGGUGGAGGCAUGAACAAUACAAGCGUGAACGGUGCGCAUGCCACGAUGGUCGGGAAGACUGUGAACGCCAGUUUUCGACAAGGGAAUCCCGUCCGGCGGCAACAACCUCCUCCACAAGGGCACCAAUUUCAAGAUUUCGGCGGCUUUGCUUUAGGUAAUGGGAUUCCAAUGAACGGAGGGAUGCACCAACUUCCCCCCGGAAUGACUGCGCAGAUGCCUCAGGGGAUGAGCCAGAAUAUGAUUGUUAACAUGGUGAGGAAUGGCACUCAAGGGAUGGGGAUGGGUAGAGGAGCGAGCAGGCCGUAAAUAGGGCUUCGGUUGAGGUGGGCUAAGGGUUGGAGGAGCACUUUAUGGAGGAGCACUUGUUAUACUAUUUUUUCCUCUUCAGUUUAUGAGCUUGGGAUUGGCUCCCUCGCUGCUCUUGCUACUGAACCCCCUCCCCCACUUUUUUCCCCUCCUCACUUUUUUUCUUUUCCUUUUCUUCAUUGGUUUGGUUUAACAUGAGAGUUCUUGGUAAAGUUUCCUUUUCUGUCUUGUUGGGCGCGGGACGGUAUUGCGUUAUUUUGACUUUCCUUUGUUUCAUUUUUGUCCCUUUCUUAUAUUGGGAGGCGUCUUUUGUCAGGAAAUCUCUGUGCUUGUUUGUUCCGUUGAUCCCUUUUCUCUGCUGGUCUAGUUUUUUAGUGUUGUUAGGGUAUUUCUAUUUCAAUUUUUGUUUCCCUUCCCUCCCUCCACUAUCCCCACCUUCUGUUUUUUUCUUCUUCGUUUCUUGGAAAUAAUUUGUUAGAGAUCUGGGAAGGAAGGGAAGGGGAAUGGUGUUCACAGGGUUUCCCAGCUAAUGAUUUGGAACAGUGACGUAUAUACGUAAUGACAAAGUAUAUAUACCGGC
Molecule: messenger RNA, 3617 nt
Organism: Tuber aestivum (summer truffle)
Lineage: Eukaryota; Fungi; Ascomycota; Pezizomycetes; Pezizales; Tuberaceae
Source: the annotation of a GenBank genome assembly